Messenger RNA from Colletotrichum fioriniae, 2136 nucleotides. The record is from RefSeq and is a predicted model, not a curated record. Lineage: Eukaryota; Fungi; Ascomycota; Sordariomycetes; Glomerellales; Glomerellaceae.
AUGCAACAGAUGCAGAAAGUCGAAGCGUCCCGGGGAGGUGUGCGAUCCAGCAACAUCAAGAGAAGCUCCAAGGCAGACCCGGCCGCGGGAACAACGUCGUGCUUCGAGAGCGCCUUCUCUUCCCCUGACUUCGACCUUCCAGCCCACCGUCAUACCAAUAUCGCAAUUAAGUCCAAGACCAACAGCGGUUUCGCGGACGGCAUCAACGGCGACAGCCACAACGUUAUCGCCCGCGACAUCCACGACCCGGCACCGCCCCUCGAUUCCCGCGACCCGGACUCGGCCAGCACGGUAGCCACUCCGGCCGUCCUCGGCAUCGGCUAUCUCGGCUUCACCUCCUUCUGCGGCAUCUACGAAGAGACCCGGUCAAGUCUGAAGCAGCUCCAGCCGUCCAGUGCGGCGCCCAUCGGAGAGAUCGGGACCACCGCCUACUGCGGGCUCGAGUGCUCUCCGCCCCUAACGGCGCAAGCGCUCGAGACGUGCCUGACUAUCCUCCGCCACGUCCCGGACCGCGAAACGGGACUCAAGCUGUUCGACAGCCACUUGAACCCGAGCGAUGGGUGGAUCCGCCUGGCGGCAAAACACAUGAUGAUUUCGCUGUACGACACGCUCCCGCAGUACUUUCCGGCAAACGAACAGGGACAACGGCCAGAUGAUGCCCAGCUCACCGCGCUCGCCCGCACCAUCUGUGGAAACACCGCAAAGUGCGUUUCUGACGAGGAGUCGGAGCCGGCCAAGUGGAUGGCGCAGUUCACCGGCACUAAUCUGCGGUGGGAGUCGUUGGGCGUGAUGUUUGCGUACUGGGAGCUGGCGGCUCGCUAUCUCGGGCCGUACCGGCCUGACGUUGGCUCCCGGUUUCAGUGCGUUGAUGAAGGGACGAAGGUGGUCAUGCAGUAUCGGUACUGUCUUGGUGCGUGUAUAGAGUUGACCAAGGCCGCCGGUAGUGGGGGAAAUACGUUACUCCUUUUCAUGUGUUCGAAGCGGACCAUCAUCGAGUCGCUCUUCUCGGGUGAUGCUAGCUUCGCCUGUUGGCAACUACACGCAGAGACAGUAGCUCUAUCAACGUUCCUCGGGUUCCACGACGAAGUCGCAGCAGCGCCGGGGGUAGGCUACAAGCCGACCGUCUGCUCCGAGAUCAAGCGUAAGCUCUUCAGCUACGUCUUCUACGUAGACAAGGUCCUAGCCUCGUUCGCCGGCCGGCCGCCCCUCAUCAGCCGCCGAUACGCGCGCACACCACCGCCUCUGGACCUAAAGGACGACCACCUCCUCUCCGACGAGGCUUCGCUGGCGCGUCACGUGGCCGCGCUCGAUGAGAACGGCUGGAACACUGAGGGCGAGCUCUACUCGGCCACCAUCGUUCGGGCUCGGGUGAUGCUGGCACACAUUCGGGACGAAAUAUUCGAGAUCGCGCUCGGACAGGGUUCCGUGACGCUGGUUGAGACGCUGCUGGAAAUCAAAGAAAGGCAGCUCCGUACCGUUGCCGGGUUCCCUGAUAUCAUGACCCUGAAAGAAGAAGACAUACAGAACAGGAAGCUCGAUAUCUCGUUGCUGUACACUCGACUUAUCAUGAAGCUGGAACACCUCCAAAACAUGUUCUUCAUCGAGCGGCUGCUCGCGAAAAGAGGCCACGAUGACGGCGCCUUGCUAUCUGUCAGCUUCGAAAUGGUUUCCAAGACCCUCAUGUUCUGGACAAACAUGGAUCGUCUAUCUUGCAUGAAUGGUGAUUUUGAAUGGCUCGUAAUGGCCUACGCGGCUCCCGGAGGCGGCAUCCUCUGCAUGGAGCUCCUAAAACCCACCCUCCACGGCGGCCACCACCCGCAGAACCCCCAGGUCUCCCGCUCGAGCAUCAUCCAGAAGCUGAGCCUCCUCGUCGGCUUCCUGGACUGGGUCAGCCCCACAGCGCCCAACGGCGACCUCUGCGCCGACUGCAAGGUCAUCAUCCAGCGCGUCCUCGACCAGGCGCUCAACAGCCACGCGGCGUCGGCCUCGUCUGCCGUCGACGGCGGGUUGUCCGGGGCAAUGCUGGAUAUCCCCAUGGACUGGGAUUUCUCUACGCAGCUUGAUUUCAACUUUGAUUUGCUUGAUACGUUUGACUGGUUGCGUCCGGAGGUGUCUUCGAGUCAACAGUCGUCAUAG